Molecule: messenger RNA, 1890 nt
Organism: Miscanthus lutarioriparius
Lineage: Eukaryota; Viridiplantae; Streptophyta; Magnoliopsida; Poales; Poaceae
Source: the annotation of a GenBank genome assembly
AUGGCGCUCUCGCUCGCGAGCAGCCCCAGCCCCGGCGCGGCGCUCCCCGCGCCGCGGGUUGCCCACUUUGCCCUUCCUCUCCUUCCGCUCCGCUCCCCUCGCCGCCUGCACCAGGCGCGGCUCCGCCUCCGCCUCCGCGUCGCGGCGUCCUCGCCCCCAGAGGCGCAGGUCGCCGCCCCCGUGGCGGAGGAGGGGGAGGAGCAGGGGGAGAAGCGGCGGAAGCUGUACGUGGCCAACCUGCCCUGGUCCUUCCCGGCGCCGGAGAUCGAGAAGCUCUUCGCGCAGCACGGCACCGUCAAGGACGUCGAGGUCAUCAAGGGGAAGGAUGGCAGAAACAGGGGGUUCGCGUUCGUCACGAUGUCGACGGCGGAGGAGGCAGCCACCGUCGCUGAGAAGCUUAACUCCCAUGAUGUAAUGGGGCGGGCAAUCAAGGUGGAGUUUUCAAAGAGCUUCAGAAAACCAGCUCCGCUUCCUCCUCCUGGCACCAUUAUAGAGAGGCACAAGCUUUAUGUGUCCAAUCUUCCAUGGAAAGCAAGGGCUCCCAAUGUUAAAGAAUUCUUUGCAAAAUUUAACCCGCUUUCUGCUAACGUUAUAUUCGAUAAUGGAAAAGCAGCUGGGUAUGGUUUUGUUUCCUUUGGGACAAAAGAAGAAGCAGAGGCUGCUCUCACUGAGCUUGAUGGAAAGGAACUUAUGGGAAGACCUGUACGCUUGAAUUGGCGGGAAAGUGGUGAUGAUAAGGUUGAAGUUGCAAAGGUCGACAGUGAAGUUGAAGUUGUAAAUAUUGAAGGAGCAAGCGUUGAUGAUGCCAGCACGGAUGGAGUGGUGCUACUUCAUCUUCCGCCGCCUCCGCCGUUCGACUUCGGCGGCCCCAGCCCCGACGACUCCUCCGGCCCUGUCUUCUCCCCGCUUGUCAUCGCUAUCAUCGGCGUGCUGGCGAUCGCCUUCCUCCUCGUCAGUUACUACACCUUCAUUUCCAGGUACUGUGGCACCUUGGGUUCCUUCCGGGGCAGAGUCUUCAGUUCCCACUUAGGUGCUGGUGCCCGCGGCCGUGGCAACGGCGGCGGCCGCAGUGGAGGCCAAGGACAAUCCAGGAGCCAGGAAUCGUGGAACAUCUCGCCGUCGACCGGGCUGGAUGAGACCUUGAUCAGCAAGAUCACCUUGUGCAAGUACAAGCGUGGUGAUGCCUCGGUCCACACCACGGACUGCUCGGUCUGCCUCGGCGAGUUCAGGGACGGGGAGAGCCUGCGGCUGCUGCCCAAGUGCAGCCACGCCUUCCACCAGCAAUGCAUUGACAAGUGGCUCAAGUCGCACUCCAAUUGCCCUCUGUGCCGCUCCAACAUCACCUUCAUCACCGUGGGCAUGGGGAUGGCGACGCAGGAGGCCGAGAGCCGUGGUCCAGGCGAGAGUGUUGGGAGAGACGCUGCCCAUGAUGUGGUUGUGGUGAUGGAUGACAUGGAAAUCAUGUGCGACGAGCAGCAGAGCAUGGCGGGCAGCACAGAUGGUGAUGGUGAUGACCAGGAGGCAAAUGGUGGUAGUCCGGAGGGAAUGGACGAGGCCGACGGCAAGGCUGAGAUCAGAGAAGAAUGCCCGCCGCCGCUGAAGUUCAAGUCGGGGCCUUCGUCGUCUGACCCGGACCAUGAUAUCCGCAUGUCCAUCGCCGACGUUCUGCAGGCCAGCAUGGAAGACGAGCUCAUGGCAGCCAGGGAGAGCGGCGUCCUUGCAGGUGGCGCCGGCGCAUCAAGACGGUGUCACGGCGAGAACAGCAAGGGCGGACGCAGCAGCCGGCGUGCACUGCAGGACGCCAUGGACACGAAGCGGUUGCCGCCUGCUGGCCGGUCGUGCUUCAGCAGCAAGAGUGGGAGGGGAAGGGAUUCAGAUCUUCCGAUGUGA